This is a messenger RNA of Scutellospora calospora, 239 nucleotides long. Lineage: Eukaryota; Fungi; Glomeromycota; Glomeromycetes; Diversisporales; Gigasporaceae. The record is from the annotation of a GenBank genome assembly.
AUAACUAUAUCACCUGAUUCAAAAUUUGCACGAAUUUGGUGGAAACCUGAAGGGCAGAAAGGUAUUAGUAAGGCUGCCAUAGAACAACAACUUCGUAUUCAUCUGGCUCAAUAUCGCAGUAUGCUUCAACGCUCUAUGCAUGUUCAUAAACCUCCAAAAAUAUUAUUUUGUCGAGAGGAUUUACAAUUAGGUGAUAUCAACAAAAUUUUAGAUCAGAUUGAAGCUGAGACUAAAAUGAC